Aegilops tauschii subsp. strangulata is the source of this 3794-nucleotide messenger RNA. The record is from RefSeq and is a predicted model, not a curated record. NCBI's taxonomy places the organism in Eukaryota, Viridiplantae, Streptophyta, Magnoliopsida, Poales, Poaceae.
CCCAAGAGUAGCAUGUCGUUGAGGGUCAUCGCCAUGCGGGCCAUCGCCAUAAGCUUCGUGUGGUCAUUUCUAGCCAUACUCAUGACCUCCACGGCGACCGCUAGCGACAAGCCCGCACUGCUUGCUUUGAAAGUGCAGGUCAGCCAUGGCGGCUCGCUGGCUUCCUGGAACAGCAGCGUGGGCUUCUGCAGCUGGCGAGGCGUGGUGUGUAGCCAGCGGAGGCCAAUGCGGGUGGUGGCUCUAACAUUGAAUGGCACCGGCCUUGCCGGACGACUCUCGCCCGCCAUCGGGAACCUCACAUUCUUGCGGAUGCUCAACCUGAGAUCCAACUCGUUCCAUGGGGGCAUUCCGGCUAGCCUUGGCCGCCUCCGCCGCCUGCGGUGGCUCUACUUGGACACGAACUCCUUCUCGGGCACAAUCCCUGUGAACCUGAGCGCCUGCAUCAGCAUGAUCAAAAUGAGACUGGACAACAACACGCUUGCCGGGCCCAUCCUGGUUGAGCUCGGCGAGAAGCUAACAUCCCUAGAAAUGAUCACACUGAGAAACAACAGCUUCACAGGGCCCAUCCCGACAUCAUUGGCGAAUCUGUCCCAUCUACAAGCCGUGUCCCUCGCCGAUAACCAGCUCGUGGGCUCAAUCCCACCAGGGCUCGGCAACAUCCAGAGCAUGCGAUAUUUCGGUCUCUUCAACAACCUCCUCAGUGGUAUGCUCCCACCUUCUAUCUACAACUGGUCAUUGCUGGAAGCAUUUGAUGUAGGGCAAAACAUGUUGUCCGGAAGCAUUCCGGAUGAUAUAGGAAGCAAGUUCCCCAAGUUGAGAUAUCAUGGCUUGGGUGGUAAUCACUUUACAGGGACCAUGCCUUAUUCAAUAUCUAACAUGUCUUCCCUUGUAAGACUUAACCUCGUGCAGAAUAACUUUAGUGGGUACGUGCCUCGCACGUUGGGGAAGCUGGGAGCUCUUCAAGAAGUGAAUUUGGCAGUCAAUAAGCUUGAAGCCAAUGACAACAAGGGGUGGGAAUUCAUUACUUCUCUGGCAAACUGCAGCCAACUACUGCGACUGUCAUUGAACUUCACUUCUUUUGGAGGACAACUACCGGGUACAAUUGUGAACCUCUCAACGACUCUGCAGACCUUAAGCUUAAGUAGCAAUAUGAUCUCAGGGAUUAUUCCUGCAGACAUAGGCAAUCUGGUUGGUCUGGAAACACUUGGGAUAGCGGUCAAUUCCAUAUCUGGAGUGAUUCCAGAGGGCAUUGGUAAGCUAGAGAAUUUGAUUGAGCUAUUAUUGUACAAUACUAGCUUGUCUGGCCUCAUACCAUCGUCGCUAGGGAACCUUACGAAGUUAAAUACGCUUGCUGCACGUAAUGCAAACUUGGAGGGGCCAAUUCCAGCAAGCCUGGGGGAUUUGAAAAAUCUCUAUGCACUUGAUUUGUCGAAGAAUUACCAUCUUAAUGGUUCAAUACCAAAAGAGAUUUUCCAAUUAAUUAGCCUAUCCUGGUAUUUGGACUUGUCAUACAAUUCCCUUUCUGGACCCCUCCCUAAUGAAGUUGGUAACUUGGGAAACCUUAACCAACUGAGUCUAUCAGGAAACCAGUUGUCCGGAAAGGUACCUGCAGAUAGUAUUCAGAAUUGCAUAGUUUUGGAACAGAUAUUCUUAGACAACAAUUUCUUUGAGGGAAGCAUACCUCGGUCACUGACAAAUAUAAAGGGGCUCAGUAUAUUGAACCUAGACAUGAAUAACUUCUCUGGUAAUAUUCCUAAGGCCCUUGGUAGCAUUGGAAGCCUGCGGGAAUUGUACCUAGCACAUAACAACUUGUCAGGGACAAUACCAUUAGUACUACAUAAUUUGACAUCAUUGUACAAAUUGGAUAUAUCCUUCAAUAAUCUGCAAGGCCAGGUUCCAAGGGAAGGUGUUUUCAGAAACAUCACUUACUGAGCAGUUGCUGGCAAUGUCAAUUUAUGUGGUGGUACACCUCAACUUCACUUGGCUCCAUGCUCCAUAAGGAAGAGCAAAAAAAAGAUGUCAAAGUAUCUUCUAAUUUCUCUAGCAACCUCUGGAGCAAUCAUGUUCUCUCUAUCAGUUAUUUUUCUUGUUUGGAUAUUGUGCAAGAAACUCAAACCAAGCCAAAAGAUAUUAGCGCAAAAUUCAAUUGUAGAUGACUGGUACGAGAGAAUCCCCUAUCAUGCAUUACUGAGGGGAACUGACGGAUUUUUAGAAGUCAACUUGGUUGGGAGAGGAAGUUAUGGUGCGGUUUAUAAGUGUGUUUUGGAGACUAAAGAAAGAAUAUUGGCUGUCAAGGUGUUUAAUCUUGAUCAAUCUAGGUAUUCCAAUAGUUUUGAGGCUGAAUGUGAGGCCAUGAGAAGCAUACGACACCGAUGUCUCAUUAAGGUCAUUACUUCUUGUUCGAGCGUCAACCACCAAGGUCAAGAGUUCAAGGCAUUGGUUUUUGAGUUCAUGCCCAACGGUAACUUGGAUGGCUGGCUUCAUCCAAAAUCUCAAGAAGCCACUACAAACAACACACUCGGCCUUGCCCAGAGGCUUGAUAUUGCUGUCGAUAUUGUGGACGCAGUAGAAUAUUUGCACAACUACUGUCAGCCAUUGGUAAUCCACUGUGAUCUCAAGCCAAGCAACACUCUUCUUGCUGAAGACCUGAGUGCCCGAGUUGGAGACUUUGGCAUAUCAAGGAUCCUUCAAGAAAAUACAAGUGAGGGGAUGCAAACGUCAUAUGGCUCAACUGGACUUAGAGGUUCCAUAGGCUAUGUUGCUCCAGAGUACGGAGAAGGCUGUGCUGUCUCAACUGCUGGUGAUAUUUAUAGUCUUGGCAUAUUGCUGCUUGAGAUGUUUACGGGAAGAAGCCCAACAGAAGGCACGUUCGGAGAUUCGUUGGGUCUGCAUAAGUUUCUCGAGGAUGCUCUUCCAGAUCGAACCUUGGAGAUAGCUGACCCGACAAUGUGGUUGCACAGCGGAGAAAACAAUAACACUAUAAGUAUUAGAAUUCAAGAGUUAUUGGUUUCAGUGUUGAGACUUGGCAUAUCCUGCUCAAAGCAACAUCCUCGUGACCGAGCACUGACAAGAGAUGCAACAGCGGAGAUGCAUGCAAUCAGAGAUGCAUACCUCAAGUUCAUAGGGGAGCAUGGAGCAGAACCAGAAGCCUCGACUCAAGAAAUUCAGAGCAGCAUUGCAUUAACAAGUUGGUACAAGACAUGAUCCUGCAUACUAAAAAAAUUAUGUGUCAUUUCAGUUAGUAAUUGUUCUCAGAGCUAUGUCUGUUGCUUUACAACUGUAUCAAAUAAAUACAAAACCAUGGUGUUGUGCAAUAAUAGCACAACAGCAAGUUGUAGGUUGAUUCAUAAAUCAGGCAGUGUAAUUGUUUUCCCAUUAUCAAAACUGUACACAUAGGGGCAACAUUAUUACUUCAUGCUUCAGUAGACCUGAAGUUGCAGAGAGUUUCAUUUUUUUUCCUUAUUUUUAUCAUUCCUCGCUUUUGUAAGCAAAACAAUCCGAUUUUAUUUGUUUAUAUCCGAAACAAAGUGCUCACAAACAUAUUUUCCUUUGCGAACAAGCUUUCUUCCUUCAUUAUAAUUAAGUAGUAAUAAGGUAGUACAACCUAGAGCGCUUGGUUUCUGUAUUCAGAAUUGGUAUAUCCUGUCUUUAGGUAGUACAAUCAGACUUUUUGUUGUAGAGUACGUACGGUCCAUGUGCACAAACAAACUAAUGCGCAUUUGAGAGCACAGGCAAUCUGUCUAAAAUCUGAUUCUCAAUAGGAGAAAAGGAUAUCUGCCAAUAAAAUAAACAGA